Molecule: messenger RNA, 2367 nt
Organism: Entrophospora candida
Lineage: Eukaryota; Fungi; Glomeromycota; Glomeromycetes; Entrophosporales; Entrophosporaceae
Source: the annotation of a GenBank genome assembly
AUGUCGUAUCCAGAUAAUAACCAAGACAACUUUUAUGAAAAUUUGAUGAAUCCACAAAUUGAUACUGUUAAUGUCACUACUUCUAACAUUUCUACUCUAUCAUCAUCGUCACCAUCUAUUAUUAGUAAUCCUAGUAAUAUUACAAUUUCUGGAAAUAAUUAUCCGUCAAUUAUUCCAAUAAACUUUGAUACGUCAAUAUUUACUAUUAGCGAAGAUAAUAAUAAUAUAUCAGACGCAAGUUCUCAAUUAUUAUUAAACCCGAUUAUUCAACAACAACAACCAUAUUCCACCACUACCGUUCAAUCUUCGUCACACGAUAUUAGUAAUACACCAUUAUCCAUGAAUCCAUUAUCUAAUUUAGGUGGGUUUAUUGGUGGUGGAUUAGUUUCUAUGAACUCUGAAAGUGAUUCGGGUACUACAAUUCCUCCACCUUCUUUGUCAGGUGUCACUAGCAAUUUCCCUGGUUUAUAUUCUAGCACAGGAUUUGAUCUGCUUGGUGUUUUGGCUCGUGUCGUCUCAAGAAAGGAUCCACGAAUAAAUAUUGGACCUGUUGAUAUGAGCUGUUCGUUUUUAGUAGUGGACGCUCGCAAAUUUGAUUUUCCAAUCGUUUAUGCAAGUUUUACAUUCGAAAAAUUAACUGGUUACUCAAAUGCUGAAAUCGUUGGAAGAAAUUGCCGGUUCUUACAAUCUCCCGAUGGUCGUGUUCAACUUGGAUCUAGACGUCGUUACACCGAUAAUAGUGCUGUAUUUCAUAUUAAAAGCCAUAUGGUAGUCGGUCAAGAAUGUCAAGCCUCGAUAAUUAAUUAUAGAAAAGGAGGACAACCAUUCAUCAACUUGGUGACAGUGAUUCCCAUUGGUUGGGAAUCUGAUGAUAUUGCUUAUUUUGUUGGCUUUCAAGUGGACUUGGUAGAGCAGCCGAAUGCUAUCUUGGAGAAAAUGAAAGAUGGGACCUACGUUGUAAAUUAUUCAAUGACCAAUUUUCCUCCUUACGUACCACCUAAUUCUUCUGCCACAAAUUUUGCUGGUGACAUUGAAGAUUUUCUACAUGAUCUAACGUUAAAUAAUCCUUCUUCAUCAUCAAUAAAUCUUACAGUGCCAUUUCCUGCAUCAUCUGAAGUUUAUGACUUAAUAAGAGCCCCAUCAACGAACAACAACACCACUAAUACAUCAACUUCGAAUUUAGAUACAGAGUGUAGUAAAAGAUUAUGGAAUCAAAUGCUAUUGGAGUAUAAUGACGAUUUUAUUCACGUUCUUUCAUUAAAAGGAAUAUUUCAAUAUAGUUCGCCUAGCUGUCGAAGAAUUUUAGAGUACGAGCCAGAAGAAUUGAUUAACAAAAGUUUAUCGACAAUUUGUCAUCCGAGUGAUAUUGUCCCGGUUAUGAGAGAAUUGAAAGAAUCGUCUAGUGGUAUCGAGGCUGUGAACCUUGUUUAUCGUAUUAGGAGAAAAAAUUCCGGGUAUAUGUGGUUCGAAGCUAACGGUAAAUUGCAUUUGGAACAGGGAAAAGGUAGAAAAUGCGUGUUUUUAUCAGGGCGUGAAAGACCCGUUUAUAAAUUAAGAUGGAGAGAUUUGAUAAGUCCACAACAAAUCAACUUUGGUAUGACCUCUUCAAGUAUCAGCACUACCAGUAAUGAUCCUAUAAUAUCAACACCACUACCACCACAGCAAAAGCAGCAACAAUUAUUAUCUUUAUCAUCAAACGAACAAGACGUUUGGUCAAAAUUAUCAUUGGAUGGUUUAUAUUUAUACGUCUCGUCAACUUGUCAAAAUGUUUUGGGUUUAAUGCCUGAAGAAAUAGUGGGAAAUUCUCUCUACAAUUAUGUAAGAUCAGAUCGUACAACCGACAUCACCAGAUCAUUAAAUCAUGCUAAAAAUGGAUUAUCAAAUGGUUUAAAACAUCACAUGCAAAAAAAGAAUGGACAAUUCAUCGAAGUGAUAUCGUAUUUUUAUCCUGGGGAUUAUUCUACCUCCAAUAACAAUACUGUCGGUAGUAGACCAACAUUUAUAAUAUGUCAAACAGGAGAAAUAACAAAUGACGGCAGUGGUGCUGUUGUUGGUAGCGGUAAACGUAGACAAUCUCCCCCUUUGUCGAAUUCACCGGACGAUAAUGUUAUAGCAACUUCAAGUACAGCGGGAGGUGGAAGUAGUUCAACAACAACUCAUAUAGUAACACAUCAAAGAAAUAUAGCAGUUGACCAUCAACCUGAUGAUAACAUAUUCGAAGAAUUGGACACAACCAGAAGUACAAGUUGGCAAUAUGAAUUACAUCAAAUGAGGUUAACGAAUAAGAAAUUACGCGAAGAAUUGGAAGCUAUUAAACAUUCGAAAAAAAAACGGGUAAUAAGAUCAAGUAAAUCAGCUUUUAAAUGA